AUCAGCGCGUUUCCCCUCCUCGACCUCGCGGAGCAUCAUAGAAUUCUGCCAAACUGAAGAAAACUGUGGCGUGUGUACUCCGAUAAGUGUUUACGUUUUUGUGUUUUCUCAAGUAAAGAGUGUUCUCUGUUGUGUGGAAAUAAAACAAAAUGUCCGAUAGGCGGUACUAUGAGCGGGAUGAAUACCGCGAGAGAUCGCACGAUCGUGGUCGUAGUCAUGGACGGGAUUACGAGAGGACCCAUCGGGAUCGCAAUGGACGUCGAGAUCAUGGGGAGGGGAGCAGUAGUCAUGGCUAUGGGAGAUCAUCGCACAGUAGUAGGCACGAUGAUCGCUCAAGGUCCAAUUCAUCGCGAUAUGAUAGGCGCAGUAGCCGAGAGAGAGAUCGAUAUUCUCCACCAGGACGCUCCUCAGCCUACGAAUCGUCUUCCCAUCGUCCAUAUGAGUCAUCACGGAGAUCGUCUUAUGGAUCACCCGAGCGAUCAUCAUCACGCUAUGAAUCCUCGUCCAGGAAGUCAUCAUAUGACUAUGAUUCCUACGAUAGACCCCGUGCAUCAUCAUCAAAAGUCCCUUAUUAUGAAUAUGAAGGCGGCGGAAGUGGAUCAUCAUCUCAUAGAUCACAUUAUCCAUCUGAACGUUCACCACCACCACCGCUACCACAGCCAUCUACAUCCUUCAGGCCACCCAAGACCAGGGGAUUCCGGGGCGGUGGUGGGGGGAGGGGAUCAAAAAGGGGUGGUGGGGAUGCAUCACGUGGUUCUCGACGAGGAAAUCGCGCCAUAACUGACCUCAUUGUCACCAGACCGACUUCGCUGAAUACCAAAAAGGGCACAACAGGGACAACAAUUACCCUCCUGGCCAAUUACUUUAGGAUCAUAAAGAAGCCCGAUUGGAAUAUCUACAAGUACCGUGUGGACUUUAUUCCCGAAGUUGAGGCACUGAAUCACAAGAAGGCCAUCAUGAGGCGUCAAAUACCCAAAUUGGGAUCAUUUCAAUUUGACGGAGCAAUGAUUUUCUCACCGUACAAAUAUGCCAGUGAUCCCAUGGUGAUUGUGGAAAAAGAUGAAAAAGAUGAUCCAAUUCAGAUAAAUGUUCGAUUUGUGGGACAACUUCUGUCGACUGAUGGGCAGUACACGCAUCUCCUCAAUCUCAUCAUGAGAGCCACAAUUGAGAGUCUCAAUAUGCAGAGGGCCUAUGGGCCAAAGGGUACCAAAUACUUUGAUGCUCUUCAGAAGAUUGACAUCAAUACGCAAAAUUUGCAAGUAUGGCCAGGUUUCUGCACGGCUAUCCGUCAACAUGAGAGGGACAUUAUGAUCUGCACAGAAUUGACACACAAAGUCAUUCGAAUGGAGAAUUGCUACAAUGUCAUGCAGCAUUACUCCAGAGAUCCGGAUAGUGUCAAAAAGGAAUUGAUUGGCAAAGUCGUUGUGACAGAGUACAACAAUGCAACAUAUCGUAUUGACGAUGUGGACUUUUCUCUCUCACCGAGUUCGUCUUUUGAAAAGAAGUCUGGAGAAAGAACAACAUUCCUCCAAUACUUCCGUGAUCGCUACAAUUGCACUAUUCGUGACACGCGUCAACCACUUCUAGUGUCCAGAUCCAAGGCAAAGGAUGUCCGUGCUGGACGUCCUGAAGUGCUCAAUCUGGUGCCGGAAUUAUGUCGUUUGACGGGCUUGACGGAGGAGAUGAGAACAAAUUUCAGGUUGAUGCGUGAUCUUGCACAGCAUACCCGUGUUAAGCCGGAUAUGCGAGUGAAGCGUUUUUUGGAGCUCAAUCGUCGUAUUCAGCACGAAGAGAAGGCUAGAGAUGUGAUGAGGAAGUGGGAGAUGGAUUUAGAUAGGCAUCUUGUUGAAUUUACAGGACGUGUAUUGCCGACGGAAUUGAUUUAUUUUGGCAAUAGGCAAGAGGAGACGCCUAGGAAUGCCGAUUGGACGGGAGCAUUGACGAGGAAUCGUCUGUUUGAAACGGAUAAAUUGAUCAAUUGGCACUGUGUGUGUACAAAUCGAGAUUUUGGAGUGGUGUCCAAAUUUCUCAGUUUUUUGAGUAGUGCUGCAAGGAAUUCAGGAUUGGAUUUGGCUGAUCCUAGGAUCAUACGAAUUGACAAUCCUCGGGUGCAGGCCUAUAUCAAUGCCAUUGAGCAGGCUUGCAAUGAUUCCUCACAGAUUAUUAUGUGUGUGGUACCCAGUCAGGAUGCCAGUCGUUACGGUGCCAUUAAGAAGAAGUCCUUUGUGGAAAGGGCUGUUCCAACUCAGGUUAUAUUGACAAAAGUUAUGUCAAAUGAUAAGAUUUUGAAGAGUGUUUCGGCAAAGUUGAUGGUGCAGAUGAAUUGCAAAUUGGGCAAUGCACCGUGGACCGUGAAGAUUCCGGCAAGUGGAAUAAUGACGGUGGGAUUUGAUGUGACGUAUGAUGUGAGGGAUAAGAGAAAGUCCUAUGGGGCUCUUGUGGCUACAAUGGAUCUGAGACAGUGCAAUUCGUUCUUUAGCACGGUGUCUCAGCAUUCGCAUGGGGAAGAGAUGAGUAACUUCCUUGUGGUUAAUAUGAUGAAGGCACUCAAGCAGUAUCAGUAUAUUCAUCAUGAACCACCAAAGAAGAUCAUUUUCUACCGAGAUGGCGUUGGUGAGGGUGAUCUUUCCCAUGUGCUUGAAUUUGAGGUUAGGAAGUUGUCAAAUGAUCUGAAGGCGAUGUAUGGCGAAGGAGCUCCGAAGUUGACCUAUAUCAUCGUCACAAAGAGGAUCAAUACGCGUCUUUUUAGUCGAACGCAUCAUGGAGAGUGCACAAAUGCUCCUCCUGGAACUGUCGUUGAUGACAUCAUCACACUACCGGAACGAUAUGACUUCUUCAUUGUGUCCCAAUCCACCAAGGAAGGCACAAUUUCACCCACGAGCUACAACGUUAUUUUCGAUGAAUCAGGCUUUUCGGCUGAUAAAAUCCAAAUUUGGACAUACAAAAUGACCCAUCUCUAUUACAAUUGGAGUGGAAAUGUCAAGGUCCCAGCCGUUUGUCAGUAUGCCCAAAAGUUGGCCUUCCUCGUUGGUCAGUUCAUUAAUCAGGAACCAACUCAUUUGUUGGAGAAGAAGUUGUAUUUCUUGUAAGGAAGGGUCGAACUGAUCAAAAUGAUAACGACAAUUUGUAGUCGUUUCAUCUUUUUAUCAUUUUUUUUUUUAAAUUUUAUUAUUUUUUAUAAUCAUUUGACGUCAAUCAUGAUUCAAAAUUUACCUAAAAUAAAAUGCAUUCCAUGCAUUUUAUUUUUCAAAAUGUUUUUUUUUAAAUUUCGGAAUUUUAUUUUAUAUUUUUUGUUUAUUGUGAAAGAAACGUCAGAGAUGUGGGCCAAAAGGAGUCUUGGCAGCUGUCAAAGUUUAUUUGUUUUCUUUAUUUUUUAAAUAAAAUUUCAAGUUCUUAAUUAUAUAAAGUAUUGGUUUUAAAAUGGAAAUAUUUUAUAAAAUUUGUCAAGGAUAUAUUUUACCAGUUUAAAAAAUGAAAGAGUUAUUUUUUGACGUUUCGUGUUUUAGGUUAGUUUCAACAUAACCUCAUUUGGUUUGAUGUAAUAUCAAAAUCCAACCGUUUCAGCAAAUAAAUGUUUUCCGACAA
Molecule: messenger RNA, 3585 nt
Organism: Phlebotomus papatasi
Lineage: Eukaryota; Metazoa; Arthropoda; Insecta; Diptera; Psychodidae
Product: protein piwi-like
Exons: 4
Coding region: 150-3089 (979 amino acids)
Biological process (GO): regulatory ncRNA-mediated gene silencing
Cellular component (GO): P granule
Molecular function (GO): protein binding; piRNA binding
Source: RefSeq, a predicted model, not a curated record